AAAGGUGAAUUAACUUCUUUGAAAACCAUCAAAUAUGGGCAUUUGUGCUUAAAGGAUGAUUUGAAUGAUCAAUCGAUCAGGAUAGUUGCUGAUCAGUUUUCUUUUACUCCGUUAAUUAAUCGUUGCAGCUCUAGUUUCAUGUAUCUCCUGGAUCGUUUAUUUUACGUGUGUUCUUUUUGUUUCUCCUGGACAAAAUAAGAUGUAUAUGUCUGCCUCGAUGCUUUUGUCUGUGAUCAGGAUUGUUUGAAUCUCCCCCGAAAGUUUAAUGGCCUUGAGUUAUUUAAAGGAGCACUGCAGCGAUUUUAAUAUUGAGCUGAAGUUGGAGGACUCACAAAAGACAGGUUUAAAGGUCCAGUGUGUAACAUUUAGGAGGAUCUAUUGGCAGAAAUAAAAUAUAAUAUUCAUUAGUUUAUAUUCCCCUGAAUAUAGGAAUCAUUAGGUUUUUGUUACCUUAAAAUGAGACGUUUUUAUCUACAGAUGCCGCGGGUCGCCUUCCAUGGAGUCCACCAUGUUCCUACAGUAGCCCAGAACGGACAAACCAAACACUGGCUGUAGGGCCUUUUUGCAUUUUUGUGAGUUUUGCAGUUCUCAGCCCAUUCUCAUUCCCCCGGUCGUCAAACAACAGAUGCGAGAGGUGUUCAGUUAGUUGCCCCUUCACUUUAAGAUGCCAACUAAAUCCUACACACUGGUCUUUUUUUAAAAUGUAUUAUUACAAAAGACUCAAAAUCAAAGACAUCCUGACUCCUAUCGAUCAAACUCCAAAAGCACUGGAUCCUACAUUUCCCAUAAUGCAACUGGAUAGUGUCUUUUCAUCGUGUUUCCUGCCUCUUAAACCCCACAAUGCCCAGUGUAUAAGGCUGGCUUUCGGUUAAAAGUUUGAAAUCACAAGCCCAGGCUGAGAUUACCCCCCCCAUUGUGCUCCAGAUGCAGGGUGAAAUCAGAGAGUCAGUGGAAGAGACCCUUUAAAAGACCCACUUGAGCCUCAUAUUUGUGAUUCAUUGGGAGUUAGAUUGCAGAGGACCGACCGGCCUGUCACCACUGUGUGAUGUGUGAGUGCUGACCAUGACCGCCACAACAUUACGUGUAUGUGUCAUUGAGGCGGUGAAGGAAGAAGUCUAGGUUGUUUUUGUUUUUCUCCACUUUUCAUAAAACAGAUCUACGAUGGAAAGGAACUCAGAAAAUAUAUGAAGUCUUUACACAUCCGACGUUUUGUUUGCACAAUGAUCUAGUUAUUAUUUUAUUUUUUAAUGAAAUUGAUAGUGUCUACAACCUACUUGAUUUUAAGUUAUGAAGGAGAGAUGAAUGUUUUUUUUUUUCUUUCUGUGUGUGUGUGUGUGAACAUGAUUUAGGACUGAAGUGGGUUCUGUGCUUGAGUCACUCGCCAUGUGAAGAACAGAAUGAGGAACUAACUAUUUGUUAAUAGUAUUGUAAACUCACGAGUUUUCAUAAAAGCACUCAUAACCACUUUGCUCUAAUUUAAGCCACACCGGAGGCGUGUACAUUGCAGAGCUGUAGAAUAACUUUAAAGACAAAAAAAUAAAAACCCAAUCCCUCUCCAGAUGUUCCGAGGAUGUCACCGAGGGCACCAGCGCGCCUUUUUACGCGUGAAGGUCAUCCAUCGGUGUCCCUCAAGUGCCGCUGAUUGAUCAGAAAAGCUUUUUUUUUUUUUUUUGGCGCAUUAAAUUAUUCCGCUGGAAGCUAAACUGGUUCAGCUGACCAACGUGGGGACCCGGCUUGGCAUAAUCCACUACAUUGCCAAGGUUGAACUGUGUUUUUUUUUUUUUUUUUUUUUUGCUCUGUUAGUGUAACUACUUGCAUUAUGUAUUUGUAAAUAUGACAACGACAGAUCUCUAAUUGUGAAUAAAGGAAAUUUUAUCACAGGAGUCAAAUCAAUUAUGGAGCAGUUUGUGCCUGGGGGUCGGUCUUUACCUGUCUACAGGCGGAUAUGUUUCGCGGCGGGACACUUUCUGAACGACCUGUGCGCCUCUAUGUGGUUCACCUAUCUGCUGGUCUACCUGCACUCAGUGCUCGGCUUCCAGAGCACCUAUGCAGGUGCGCUGCUGCUGAUUGGACAGAUAGCGGACGGAGUGUGUACGCCUCUGAUUGGGUAUGAAUCCGACAGGAUGCCGGGCAAGAGGAAAAACUGGCAUCUACUGGGGACUGUGUGUGUUCUCGUGUCCUUCCCCUUCAUUUUCAACCCCUGCCUGGCCUGUAAAGACAACACUCCUCCGUGGGCUCAGCUUAUUUACUUCUCCCCCUUCAUCAUCAUCUUCCAGUUCGGCUGGGCGGCCACUCAGAUCUCACACCUGUCCCUCAUCCCGGAGCUCGUGUCCAGUGACAGCGACAAGGUGGAGCUCACUGCGUACAGAUAUGCCUUCACUGUGGUGGCCAAUAUCACCGUGUACACCGUGGCCUGGCUGCUCUUUCACUUCCAGGCUCAGCACAAUGUGGACCCCUCCAUCACAGACAACCUGGGCCUGGUGGACGUCCCUCUGUUCAGGACGCUGGCCGUCAUUAUGCUGGGCACCGGAGCCGUGUUCUCCCUGAUAUUCCAUGUGGGGACAAAAGAGCUGAUCACACCUUCCUCCUCACAGGAAACUUUGUCUCAUACUGUAUUUCAGUGGAAGCAUUGGCUGAAGGAGCCCUCCUUCUACCAGAUGGCUUUCCUGUACAUGUGCACCAGACUAAUAGUCAACUUAUCUCAGACCUACAUCUCUGUUUACCUUACAGACUCACUGAUGUUACCAAAGAACUUCAUCGCCAUUAUACCUCUGGUGAUGUAUGUCAGCGGCUUCGUUUGCUCUCUGGCCAUGAAACCAAUCAGCAAGUUCAUAGGAAUCAGUAUUACCUAUUUGAUCGGCCUGUUGUUGGUGUUUGGCUUCGCUGUCUGGGUGUUUUUGGACGAGAACAUGGGAGCUGAGAUUAUCUAUGGAGCGGCUGUGGUGCUGGGAGCUGGUUCAGCUACAAUCCUGGUCAUGUCGCUGUCCAUGACGGCCAAACUCAUCGGGGAGCAGACGCAAAGUGGAGCCUUUGUUUACGGAUCGAUGAGCUUCACAGACAAGGUGGCUAAUGGCGUCGGGGUCAUCCUCAUCCAGAGCAUCCGACCUUGCAGCACCGAGGCCUGCUGCCCAGACUGCGUUUGGUUUUAUCGUGACAUCAUGGUGACAGUAACCGGGGGCGUCGCCGUGGCUGCAGCACUUGGCCUGGUCACAAUUCUAAUCUGGCCAAUCAGGAUACGGAGAAAUUAGGGUUCAAAACCUCCACUAUCCUCUUUACACUCACUGGUAGUCAUUGUCUCGUACCUGUGUGCACACACACACACACACACACACACACACACAUUAAACAACAUCAACAACAUCAACAACAUCAACAACAACAACAACAACAACAGAGAUUUAGUGACCUACAGUAUUAUGUUUAUGUUUAAAUCCACUGUUACUACUUCAGCAGGAUACAGAGCACAAUUGUAUUCAAGCUCCUCGACGAUCACUUUCUAAAUAUUUUAUUUUGGACUUUAGGAAAGUAAAACCUUUGUUGCUGGACAAGGGGAAAUGGUGCAGAGGAUAAAGCCAUGCUGCCCCCUAGUGUGUGAAUCUGUAACUGCACUGCUUUCCUGGAGGGGCUUUUAAACCUGAUAAUUAUAUUAAACACUCUACGCAACCAGAAAAAGAUCUUUAAAUUGAUUUAAUGUCUAGAAGUAAUGUAGAAAUCGAAAUAACAACUACAUGAACUCAUAAACACACAAUAUAAUGUUUCAUAUAGAUGUCACUCAGCACUUCUAGAUUUACAUUUGUUAAUGAAACUAUACACAAACUGAAUCCAUUUUACACAGAAACAAAACAGAAUUUUGUUUGGUGAUUGUAUUAAUUUCUUUACAUUGUGUUUGUUGUAAACACGGUACUGUACUGUACAUUUUAGUUAGUAACGUUCAAGGAUCUCAAAACCCAUAAAUCAGUAAACUACAAUUAAAGCAAAAAGUUUGUAUUUCACUCUCAA
Molecule: messenger RNA, 3999 nt
Organism: Dicentrarchus labrax (European seabass)
Lineage: Eukaryota; Metazoa; Chordata; Actinopteri; Moronidae
Gene: mfsd12b
Product: major facilitator superfamily domain containing 12b
Exons: 9
Coding region: 1896-3248 (450 amino acids)
Biological process (GO): carbohydrate transport
Cellular component (GO): membrane
Molecular function (GO): symporter activity
Source: RefSeq, a predicted model, not a curated record